This is a messenger RNA of Phyllostomus discolor (pale spear-nosed bat), 1433 nucleotides long. It is a transcript of the gene C3H5orf63, whose product is annotated as chromosome 3 C5orf63 homolog. The coding region runs from base 622 to 972 and encodes 116 amino acids. Lineage: Eukaryota; Metazoa; Chordata; Mammalia; Chiroptera; Phyllostomidae. The record is from RefSeq and is a predicted model, not a curated record. The transcript is spliced from 4 exons.
CAGUGUUCACAAGUUUAGCCUUAAUGUCUUACUUUUGUCUAGGUGAGGUAUAUGGAGUUUUUUAUUUAUAUCAGACUCUAAUAUAAUUUUAUCAUAUAAAGAUAUAAGUUAAUUGAAUAAUGUGGUAAAAUGCAUGUGCCUUGGGGCAUUUGGAAAAUAUGCAGAUAGUAAAAUUACAUAAUGCUAAUGCAUUUCUCAGUAAACAAAUAUGCGAUGUUUAAGUGAUUAAAUACCUGUGAAAAAGUGGAAGUGGAAAUGAACAGUGGGAAAAAAAGAACUGGUUUUAAAUAGAAUGGUUGUAACAUCACUGAAGACUUUACUUAGCUCUCUGGGUUGGUUGAACAAAUAUUCCAGCAAAUCUGGAAUGAAUAGCAACUGUUUACGAUGACAGGCUUUAUUUGUCUUGGGCACAACCAAGACCACAUGCUGUGUUUUGUCAUGUUGGAAAUACUGAAGCAGAUUUCCAUUGUGAAUGUGAAUUUUUUUUUUAAGUCUUAACACCUCAGUCUCAACUCAGCUAGGUAAAAGUAAUAAAUUUUCCUUUCCUUACCAGGCAGAUAUCAAUAAAUCUUAAAUCCUUCCACCAAAAACAUAGCUGCAGUUCAGUGUCCCGGGAGUAAGAUGCUCUGGUUUCAAGGAAAUAGUAUGCAACUUGCCAAAUACUGCUUUCGACCCUUCCUGAGAAAUCUCUCUGCCUCUAAAACUGUUCUGCCUGUGCUGACCUUAUUCACAAAGGAUCCCUGUCCCCUUUGUGAUGAAGCGAAGGAAGUUCUGGAGCCUUAUAAAAACAGGUUUGUUUUACAGGAGGUGGACAUCACCCUGCCAGAAAACUCCACUUGGUAUGAGAGGUAUAAAUUUGACAUCCCUGUCUUUCAUUUGAAUGGCAAGUUUCUGAUGAUGCAUCGAGUAAACAUCUCAAAACUUGAAAAACAGCUCCGGAAGCUUGAGCAGCAAGGUACUGGAGGCUUAUGAGAGCCCACGUGAGUUUCCACCCUCGCUGUCCAGCAGGCAUCUUCCUGAGGAAAUGGCCAUGGCCUCGUACUGCUUUUGUCACUGUCACACAGCCCUAACGACGUUCUGAACUUAGUGGUGCUGAUAAAUGUUGGCAUUCCUCUUCUGAUUGAUGUCAGUACCAGUGUGGGAACUAUUUACCUUCUGACAUUUUAUAAAAUAAGAGGAGUAUAUUGGCAGGGAGGGGAUGGUGGAAGGCAGGAGAAACCCAUUUGUUUUAUUUAUUUUUCUCCUUUGUGUUAAUAUGGAAACAUUUCACAUUCAUUGGACAGUGUCGUUUAUAGGAGGCUCUGCAUCCCUGCUGCUGCCCUAAGGGCUUCACGUUUUAAUGAAAGAAUAAACGCUCUUCCUCUCAGUAGAUAAAGUGAAAUGUGAAUUGUUAAUAACUGUGCACAGUCAAUAAAAGGAUAUUUUAACAAAUA